AGCUCUUAUAGGGGAAUUCAGCGUCCCACUGAAGCAGUUUACAAAGAUUAUUCUCACUGCGCGUCAGGAACUUCUACACACAUUUCACUCGAUUUUGUGGUUGUUAAUUUAUCUUAUUCUUGCCAAGAGACAUGAUGCUGAAAAUGAAACUCAUUCUGUCCCUCUCUGUCUUCUGCCUCGCCUUAAAUAACGGAAUGGGAUUGCCUACGGGCAGGUAUAUGUAUGUGAGGUGUAACCCCAAUGGAGACCAGUCUAACUGUAUCACUCACCGGGGUCCACAGAUGGAGCUGAAUCCGGACUUGCCAUCUAGACUGCCUGCCUCAGCUGCAGAAUAUAUAGACGGACAGCCUUUGGAGGGAGAGGAGGAGGUGCCAUAUGGAGAGGAAGACAAAGGGGAGUCACCCCCCAUCUACAUGUCUGAGUAUGGCUCUGGUUAUGAAGGUUCUGCAGGCGAAUCUCUUGAAUCAUUUUUCGCAGACCGGCCCAAGAUUGUCGAACCUGAUGUGGGCUCUGGAGAGUCCUUGACAGAGCAAAUUGGUGAACCGGAGAUUAUGGCUGACUUGGCUUAAGUUGGUGCAGCAAGACCAGCAGAGCAGGAGCUGAGAGAGGACUGUUUGAUUUUCUGCAGUUGUAGACUGUCUCUUUCUCUCUCUCUCUCUCUCUCUCUCUCUCUCUCUCUCUCUCUCUCUCUCUCUCUCUCUCUCUCUCUCUCUCUCUCACACACACACACACACACACACACACACACACACACACACACACACACAAGGCUGGUGUCUAUUGUUUUCAUCCAGUCAGUUUAAAGACUAACAUAAAAAAAUUAUAUCACCACCUGCUGGUGGAUUUCCUUGGCCAGUCAGAAGCUGAAGCAGGACAAAUUUUAUGUUUUUAAAUUCCACUGCUGUAGAUAAGAGACUGUUCUCUCUAAAAAUGUACCAAAAUAAAAGAAACCUGCCAAAAUCAAGAAAGGUCUGAAUAAAUGGGACAUACACACUUACUCUAAGUCGUUAUCAACUUUUUUUUUUUUUUUUUUUUAACUGUGCCCUGUAUUUCCAUUUUAAUGUUGAGAACACAUUGUUGUAUACAUUGGAAUAUGCCUCUAUAAAUGUGACUUUUGGAAGAUGCUCAAAGUGUAAGACCAGUGAAAUAAGGUGAUGCCUUUGUCCACAUAUAGCUCAUUGUAUGCCAAUGUGGUUCCCAACCAUUUUUCUGAAAUCUCCCUUUAAAUCACCCCUGAUACAGCUAAGUCUUUAUACAUCUCUCAUGCUAACUGAGAGUGCUCAUGGACAUCCUCCAUUCCCUAUAGGUGGGUGAAGCCAUGAGCUAUGUGUGCCUUUAAGACACACAAAAGUGAUGAAUAAUUAUAUCAUAAGAAUUUGAUCCCUCAUUUUUUUUUUUAAAUCUCCUGCCCACUCAGGAUGGCCAUUACCUCAUGUUGAGAACCAAUGAUCUGUAGGUCUGAACAGGAGAACUUUGUUAAUCCACACUCUUUAUGAAACAGACACUUACCUGGAAGUUAUUCAAAACACAAUCAUAAUUAUGCAUCCAAAAAUGAAUUGUCUCAUAUGCAGUUCAGAUUUUACAUCAACAGAGAAACAGCACACAGUAGUAUUAGUAUAGUAAUAGUAUUUUCAGUAUGUUUUAUAUACUAUGUCUGUUCAAUCAUUUGGGCAGAUUCUCAGAUUUGGAUAAACAAAGUUCUUCCAUGUUGUGCUGUGGUUUUUGCCUGACAGAUGCCCAGAAGUAGACUCAGAGAUAUGGUUUCACCUCCACAUCUUCACAACCUUACUCGGAGGCUGUAAAAAUAGCAGUGUGACAAGCCAAAUACAUACAAACUUAACCCCGGGUGUGCAUUCUAAUGCCCUUGACAAUUUGGGGUCGAUCAUUUAAGAGUUACACACUGGUUGAGAGUGAAUUAAAAUUAGUGCUAAAGCAAAAAACGUAAUUUCUGAGUCUCAUAAUUGUCAGUAUACAGUGAACAAAUGCCUUAAUACAGCUUAAAUGCAAUAUAUUAUCUCAGUGCAUUAAAGUUAUUUCAGCAAUGCUAAGAAUAAGAAAAUUGUAAAGGAUUUGCUGCUUUACAUUUUAAAACUGUCUCUGACAGCUGUCACCCUUUUCUGGGUCUCUUACUGUGGCUCUCUUACUGUGGCUUUACUGCCGGAGAAGGAGAAAAAGGCUGGGUUAGACUGCUAAGGACUGUGUGCAAUUCACUCACAGUUCAGUCAACAGAGGAAAUGGAUUUUAUGCAAAAUAAAUUCUGAUAUUGACAAUCUUUUGCAAUUAGAAAGCUAUUUUUAUAAACUAUAUUAAAAAUAGAAGUAUUGAAUGAAUGCUCUGGUAUUAGCAAAGUAACUGAAUAAGCUGAUCUGAAAUUGUUCACAGCCUUUCAUUUUAUAUUUGCUGAGAAUGUGAUUGGUUAGCUUCGAGAGGCUUUUAUAUUUUGAUUCAUUGCUUUACAACUAUGACAAAAUGUUAGUGCAUAAUAAUGAAAAUGGCAAUGUAUAAUCUAUUUUUUUUCCAAAAUAAAGGGAAUGUAUAAAUACUUGUUGUAAUGCAUGAAUUGUACAAGGUCAUUUCAUUUUCACUCAUCCAGCUGGAUGCAGCUUUAUAUACAGUAUGUGUAUAUCGGUCUAAGUAGGUUGUUUCUCUGUGACAGAUUGUGAGUGAGACAAAUUAUCAGUCUGCGUCUGUUUCUUGACUGCGUUGAGAGAAGAAUGCAGUGGAUAAUGCAAUAAAAACAUGCUGAUAUUC
Myripristis murdjan (pinecone soldierfish) is the source of this 2751-nucleotide messenger RNA. RefSeq names its product serglycin (gene srgn). The record is from RefSeq and is a predicted model, not a curated record. The coding region runs from base 132 to 569 and encodes 145 amino acids. The transcript has 4 exons. Lineage: Eukaryota; Metazoa; Chordata; Actinopteri; Holocentriformes; Holocentridae.